This is a messenger RNA of Prunus armeniaca (apricot), 741 nucleotides long. The record is from the annotation of a GenBank genome assembly. NCBI's taxonomy places the organism in Eukaryota, Viridiplantae, Streptophyta, Magnoliopsida, Rosales, Rosaceae.
AUGGGUCGAAGACCGUGUUGUUCAAAGGAGGGAGUCAAGAGAGGGCCGUGGACUGCUCAAGAAGACAAGUUGCUUGCGGAUUAUAUCAGAGCUCACGGUGAAGGCAAAUGGAGUAGCGUUCCGAAACAAGCAGGGCUUAAGAGAUGUGGGAAGAGCUGUAGGCUUCGGUGGUUGAAUUAUCUGAGGCCGAAUAUCAAGCGAGGCAACAUUACACAAGAUGAAGAAGACCUAAUUAUCAGGCUCCACAAACUCUUAGGCAACAGAUGGUCUCUAAUAGCGGGGAGAAUUCCAGGGCGAACAGACAAUGAAAUCAAGAACUACUGGAACACCAACUUGUGUAAGGAACCACCGCCAAACAAUUUUGUACCAUGUAGACCAUCCAAGGUGGCCUCCUCAGACCCACAACAACAGUCCAAAGCUGAAGUCAAAUCAAGCAACGUCCCCAAAUACAAUAAUCAGAAUGCCGAAUCAGAAUGCAGUGAAGGGUCACUAUCGUCAUUGGCGACAACAAGGGAAGAAGAAGACUAUUCUUCUCAUGACUUGUGGAUGAAUUUUUACACGAGGGAAAUGAGCCUUUCACAGUUUCUAGACACUGACUUUUCAAAUCUGAGCAAUUUGUGUGCCGAGGUCAUAGUGGGAGGAUAUUCUAGUACAAAAGCCAUGCAUGACGAUGACGUGGAGGCAGAUUUUGGAGCUCAGCUGGCUGCUGUCACGGACUUAGCUGACGAAUGGAUCGUGUAA